GGUGUUAGGCCUAGCGGGCGAACUGAGGCUCCUGGCUGCUGGGCGGUGUCCAGAGAUCCGCGGGGACCCGGCGCCUGGGGUUCACGCCACACUCCAGGAGGUGCCUGAACGAGCAGGCUGGCCAAGAGUAGCGGCCGGGAGACCCACGGGCCGGGACCAUGGGCUGCUUCUUCUCCAAGAGGCGGAAUUCUGAAAAAGAGUCGCAGCCCAAGGGCGAGGAGGAGCCACCGAAGCAGUACAGCUGGGACCAGCGCGAGAAGGUUGAUCCAAAAGACUACAUGUUCAGUGGACUGAAGAAUGAAACAGCGGGUCGCUUACCUGGGAAGGUGGCAGGCCAACAAUUUCUCAUUCAAGACUGUGAGAACUGUAACAUCUAUAUUUUUGAUCACUCUGCUACAAUUACUAUUGAUGACUGUACUAACUGCAUCAUUUUCCUGGGACCCGUGAAAGGCAGCGUCUUUUUCCGCAACUGCAGAGAUUGCAAGUGCGCACUAGCCUGCCAACAGUUUCGUGUGCGAGACUGUAGAAAGCUGGAAGUCUUUUUGUGCUGUGCCACUCAACCCAUUAUUGAGUCCUCCACAAAUAUCAAGUUUGGCUGUUUUCAAUGGUACUACCCUGAAUUAGCUUUCCAGUUCAAAGAUGCAGGGCUAAGUAUCUUCAAUAAUAACUGGAGUAAUAUCCAUGACUUUACACCUGUAUCAGGAGAACUCAACUGGAGCCUUCUUCCGGAAGAUGCUACUAUUCAGAGCCAUGUUCCUCUGCCUACUACCAAAGAGCUCAGCGCUGUCCGCAUUUCCACAGAAGCCAAUAGAAGUAUCGUUCCCGUAACCCAGGGUCAGAGACAGAAGAACAGUGAUGAAUCAUGCUUAGUGAUAUUAUUUGCUGGUGAUUAUACUAUUGCAAAUGCCAUGAAACUAAUUGAUGAGAUGGUUCGUUCAGGCUUUUUCCUGAUUCAGACAAAGGAAGUAUCAAUGAAAGCUGAGGAUGCUCAAAGGGUUUUUCAGGAAAGAGCACCUGAAUUCCUUCAUCUUCUGAACAAAGGUCCUGUUAUUGCCUUGGAGUUUAAUGGAGAUGGUGUUGUAGAAGAAUGUCAAAUUGUUGUCAACGAGAUAUUCAAGAGUACCAAGACAUUUGUAUCACAAAACAAGGAGACAGCGUCUAAAGAUAUAGACGGCUUCUACAACUUUGCCGAUAUACAGAUGGGAAUAUGAAGUGCAUCAUGGAACCAGGGACUUGGUAUUAAAGCCCUUCUCAAUUUGUGUAUUAGCAAUGGCUUUUACUAAGGCUAAUAUUGUUAAAGCUAAUUCUUCAAUAAAUUCUUAAAUAUUGCAUCAUUUACUUGAGAGAAAAAAAUAGUCCAUUUUAAAUUAAGUAGUUUUAAUCAGCUUAAAAACUAUUUAACCCACUUCGAUAAACUUGCAUUUUGAUUCUCUGCAUAUGAUACUGUUAUUAGAAAAUAGAAGUGGCUAACAGUUCAUGAUUUUAAUCCUAAUUAAAUGUUCUUUCAAAUGUCUAAUAAUUUAAACUUUCCUCAGUGCUCCAUAAUAUUUGUUUGAGAAUAUAUUCCAUUGCUUAUUUUCUUUUUUAACUUAGAGGGAUUUGUUACUAGUUGAUCAAUUGGAAUGAACCUAUAUGCAUUCUUUCAUGUACACACAUCCAAUCAAAGAAUUGCUUCCUAGUUGCAUACUAUGGCAAAUGAGAUUUUGUACACAUACUUGACAUAAUACUUUGUAAAUUGAAUUUUUAAGUUAA
Molecule: messenger RNA, 1752 nt
Organism: Miniopterus natalensis
Lineage: Eukaryota; Metazoa; Chordata; Mammalia; Chiroptera; Miniopteridae
Gene: RP2
Product: RP2 activator of ARL3 GTPase
Biological process (GO): post-Golgi vesicle-mediated transport
Cellular component (GO): cilium; periciliary membrane compartment
Molecular function (GO): GTPase activator activity
Source: RefSeq, a predicted model, not a curated record